Colletotrichum chrysophilum is the source of this 1032-nucleotide messenger RNA. RefSeq lists its product as uncharacterized. Gene Ontology annotation, molecular function: protein binding. The coding region runs from base 1 to 1032 and encodes 343 amino acids. Lineage: Eukaryota; Fungi; Ascomycota; Sordariomycetes; Glomerellales; Glomerellaceae. The record is from RefSeq and is a predicted model, not a curated record. Gene Ontology annotation, cellular component: cytoplasm; nucleus. The transcript has 2 exons.
AUGAUGCCAGCCAAGCUACGAGGAUACGACCGCUGGCGUCCUACGGAUUUGCAAUGUGCUGUGAUUCAGAGAUCCGAGUACAAUCAGGCUAUAAUCAAGAAGCCGCGAUUAAGGGGUGCCGCUCCAUUGAACCCUCCUGAAGAAGUCAUCGGCUUCAUCAUGGUUGGAGUUAAGAAGGAGGCCAUUCGAUACCUUGAUCUUCUUUUCGCUCAGGAUGAACGAGAUUUAGAUGAGGUGAAGCCUCGAUCCAAUGACGAAGCAGCUGUAGAGGAUGGUCCCACGAGGUCUCCGCUGAGAAGAGAAUCUGUGAAUGUUGAUGUUGAGCUAGACACCGGGGAGAUUGCGCAAGUCCAUGCACAUACGUUUCAGAGCCUCGUUGAACACGAGAACAGAUGGAAAGCCGAGGAACAGGCGCUUGCAACAAGCAUGCAGAUCUCUUUCGCUCUCGUGGGAGACUACGUAUGCAGUGCGGUUCUCACUGGAAAUGUCGUCGAGCUCAAGACUUUGUUGGAUCGGGAAUGGAGCCCCGACGCACCUUGCCGCUACUACGGCAACCCCUUGCAAGCCGCUGUAGUGAUCGGAAACGAAGACAUGGUGCAACUACUUCUUGAUUACGGCGCCAACGUCAAUCAAAGAGACGGCAGAUACGGGUCCGCCCUUAUUGCGGCGGCCUUUGCGUCUCGCAAGUCAAUAACCCGACUCCUUCUUCGGCGCGGAGCAGACGUAUUUGCGGACCACCCAACUCAUGGCAACUCUCUCUAUCAAGCCGUCGGACAAUCGGACUAUGCCAUAGUUGAGAUGCUUCUCGAACAUGCCUCGUGGCUCAUUGAAGACUGGGGCGAGAUACGCGACUUGGCCAACGAGAUCGGUGACAGCGAAAUCAAGAGUCUUAUAAGGCAAUAUGACGUUCGACAGAUGUACAAACUCUCCUUACCAAUGCCUCAGAGGUCUCAAAACCCUAAAGAGCUCGAAGGUCCGCAAUCUUACACCAAGGUCCUUGGCACUGUUGUUCAGAAGUGUAUUGCUGUCUAG